Micromonas pusilla CCMP1545 is the source of this 605-nucleotide messenger RNA. RefSeq names its product MAPEG family protein. The transcript has 2 exons. Gene Ontology annotation, cellular component: membrane; nuclear envelope; endoplasmic reticulum. The record is from RefSeq and is a predicted model, not a curated record. The coding region runs from base 20 to 487 and encodes 155 amino acids. Lineage: Eukaryota; Viridiplantae; Chlorophyta; Mamiellophyceae; Mamiellales; Mamiellaceae. Gene Ontology annotation, molecular function: glutathione transferase activity; glutathione peroxidase activity.
CGCGCGCGCGCCUCUCGCGAUGUUUUCUAAGAGCUCCCCGGCGGGGAUCACGCUGAGCAGGGACUUCGCGUGGUGCAUCAUCGCGUGCGGCGUCGCGAUGAUCCCGCACUUGUACGGCAGCUACAAGGUCGGCAUGGCGCGCAAGAAGUACAACAUCAAGUACCCGAAGAUGUACGCGAGCGACGGCAUCAACGGCGACAAGCACCACAAGGAGUUCAACUGCACGCAGCGCGCGCAUCAGAACACCCUGGAGUGGCUCGGCCCGUGCCAGGCGCUCUGCCUCGCGAACGGCGUCGUGCACCCCAUCACGUCCGCGCUUCUCCUCGCGAUCUGGAGCGUCGGCAAGGUGGAGUACAUUCGCGGGUACUCCGGCCCGAAGGGGCCGGACGGGCGCACGCUCGGCGCGAUGAUCGCGCACGUCGGCGACUUGGGGCUCAUCAUCACGUCGUUCUUCGCCGGCUACGCCGUCCUCAACGGGCUGAAGUGAUGACGCGUCGUGAUGAACGCGCGACGCGAAUGAUGAUGAGUUCGGAUCGAUUGAUACAGUACCUACUACCUUUGUAAUAUAACAACGAGAGCGCCGACGAGCGCGGUGCGUUUCGCUC